AUCGGAUAUCCGCAUGGUUGGCGCCCGACAUUCCCUAUCGCUUGUCCUCGGGCCUUUGGCUUAAAAGUCGCCGCUUCCCAUGCCCGUCCUGCAGCCCAUCCUCCGGCGGGAACGACUGAAUCUCUGCCAUCUGCGAACCAUCCGCGAGCCAUCCGCGAACCCUCCAUCGAGCCCUCCUCUACGCUCCUGUGUGCUGUCCGAGUCUGCGUCCCGGCCAGCGAGUGGAUUACUUUGCCUGUACUUGCGCAUCCCAGCUCGCUCAUUACUGCCUCGAGUGUUGCCUUUCUGGCCCUCCACUUCCACCCACACUCCCCCGAUAUCCAGACCACCAUGUCUUCCACAACACUUUCGCAGUUGACUCUCGUCACCGUGCUCGACCUUCUGGCCCUCUCCGGCCACCUCGAUCCCCUCGUUCUCACCAAGCUCGCCCGCUGCUCGCGGCAGCUGGCCGCACGAUACGCUGCACCUUCCGGCCGCGCCUGGCGGCAGUGCUUUGCCAACCUGCUGGGUGUCCCGGCCCUGCUCUGUCCUCCCGGCGGGACAUACAAGUACUUGGCCCUGGGCGCCCAUUCGUUCUUCACCCGCUCCGGCCCACAACCCCACGAGCUCGAGGACCUGUUCUGGUCCUUUGUGGCCGAGGACGACGCUCUCUUUGCGGCCACGAUGCGACAGUGUGCCCGCCACGACAGCCGGCUCAUGCGGCGGUGGUCUGCUGCCCAGGACUUUGGUCAAGAUGUGCCCGAAAACCUGUUUGAUCGCUCCGUCGUCAACGCCUUCAGCGUCUGGGGCGACUUUGCCAAAACCAUCGACCUGCUCCCCAAGCUGCAGUCCCUCCCCGACUCGAUCGGCAAUGCCGCCUCCAUCGCCGUCCUCGGCCCUUUCCUGGAAAUGUCGUCGCUGCCGCCCACCGUCGGCAACCUCGCUGCCCUUACCGAGCUGCAUCUGUGCAACAACGCUAUCGCCCGGCUCCCAGAGACCCUGGGUCGUCUUGCCAGCCUCGUCCGUCUGGAGCUCAACCACACCCAAAUCACGACCGCGGGACUGCCGCGGUCCCUGGGAAAGCUGGCGUCGCUCGCGCAGCUCUCACUCAACAGCAACAAGCUCGUUACGCUGCCGGACUCGGUGAUCAGUCUCUCCGCCCUGACCAAGCUCUCGGCCAGCUCCAAUGAGAUCGUUGCCCUGCCGCCCCACAUCGACAGCCUCGCUGCACUUUCGCAGCUCGACCUGCACCGCAACUGCCUCCGCUCCCUGCCAAUGUCCUUUGGCGGCCUGGCCUCGCUAACUGAGUUGCACCUCGAGUUCAACUGCCUGACGACCCUGCCGGCGUCCUUUGGCAACCUGUCGAGUCUGUCGGUCCUGCACCUCAACAACAACCAACUUCGAGAGCUGCCCGCUUCGAUCGGCAGCCUCUCGUCGCUCACCAAGCUUUAUCUCGGCCACAACCAGCUCGUCCAGCUCCCCGAUACCUUUGGGCGCCUCGAGCGCCUCACCGAGCUGCACCUCGACAACAACCAGCUGUGCGUCCUGCCCGAGUCUUUCAGUGCCCUGAGUGCCCUUUCGGUGCUGAGCUUGCGCAACAACCGGAUCGCGAGCCUCCCAGUCUGGAUCGGCAAUCUGGCGACUCUGACGACGCUGGUGCUGAGCUCAAACCGGCUCCGGGCCCUGCCCCUGAGCGUCGAGAGCCUCGCCGCCCUCUCAGAGCUCCAUGUCGACGGGAAUCUGUUGGUCUCGGUGCCGCCUCCUGUCUUGAAGCUGUCGACACUGCAAGUUUUGGAUCUCUCGGACAACUUGAUCGCCUAUUGCUGUGGGACAAUGCAGCGACUGGCGGCCGACAGUCCGCGAAUGCGAAUCAAGAUGUGAACGCCUUGAGUUCGUCUUGGGAGGGCUGCACACACGACGGGCGACAGAGUAUGGCCCUGCUGCAUGCCCAACCUCAUUGUCGCUUCUCCCUCGUGCCUCCUGCUCCCUCUCUCUAUUACCCAGUUUUGCUCAGCUUUGCUCACCCGCCGGGGCUUCCUCGAUCCCGGCAUUCGUGUAAUCAUACCCCCCGCCUCCCAAGGCAACCCAUGUAUAUAUCAAAAUACAGCUUCCUUAGUCG
Molecule: messenger RNA, 2098 nt
Organism: Polychytrium aggregatum
Lineage: Eukaryota; Fungi; Chytridiomycota; Chytridiomycetes; Polychytriales
Exons: 2
Coding region: 331-1860 (509 amino acids)
Molecular function (GO): protein binding
Source: RefSeq, a predicted model, not a curated record